UGCUCAGCUGUGGCGGGCAAAAAAAAUAUCAAUAGUAUUGUUUUUAAUCAACGUAUAGAAUCUCUUAAACAGUACGUGUAAAAUACCUCAACACCCACAAAUUACAAAUCUGGGUACAAUGGGCAAAGACUACUACAAGAUUUUGGGCAUCGAGAGAAAUGCAUCCAACGAAGACGUCAAGAAAGGCUACCGCCGGAUGGCGCUCCGCUACCAUCCGGACAAGAACGACCAUCCGCAGGCCGAGGCGCAGUUCAAGGAAGUAGUGGCCGCCUUCGAAGUCUUGUCUGACAAGGAAAAACGCCAGAUAUACGACCAGUUUGGAGAAGAGGGUCUCAAAUACGGUGACGAACCGGCGACCUUUGCCCAGCCCACGUCAGACAUGCUGCCAUUCAUGUGUGCCGUCGGAGGAACCGUACUCUUUGCCUUCGCCGCCUACAAGACCUUUCAGUUCUUCAGUAGAAAAAAAGAGCCUGCUACCAAUAAUGAGGGAUCAUCCUCGGAUUAAGUCUUUAAUUUAAGAAUUAAGCAUCCGCCGACAUGGCUAACGAAUCUUUAAAGGAGUAUCGCUGCGUAGUUUUUAGACUGUUUUAAGUGACUUAUUUAUCGACCGCUUGAUUUGGCUUAUCCUGUUUUUUUUUAGUAUUGUUAGUCCAAUAAAUCGAAUCGAUUGUUCUCGAAACGAUUACAAAAAUAUCUGAUCUGUGCAAAUAGCUCUAAUCUAUAAUUCGAAGAUUAAAUUAAAUUGUUAAAUCUUAA
Drosophila eugracilis is the source of this 756-nucleotide messenger RNA. RefSeq names its product dnaJ homolog subfamily B member 4. Lineage: Eukaryota; Metazoa; Arthropoda; Insecta; Diptera; Drosophilidae. Gene Ontology annotation, cellular component: nucleus; cytoplasm. The record is from RefSeq and is a predicted model, not a curated record. The coding region runs from base 119 to 505 and encodes 128 amino acids. The transcript is spliced from 2 exons. Gene Ontology annotation, molecular function: protein-folding chaperone binding; protein folding chaperone.